AAUUUAAAGAAGCCGACGCAGCUAGAAGAGCAGGUAAUCACUAGCCAUAUACCCGACCUUAACUUACGUGGAUUUGCGCCUACCUAUACUGCUGUGCGCUGUAUAGCUGAUAAGCUGCUAGCUGCGCGCAACACUGGCCAGUUUGAGAAUGUAGAGCAGACGAAGGCCGAGUAUAGCAUCUAUAAUAAGGACGUGCACAACUUCAACGAAGUUGGCUCUAUAAUAUGCAAGAUCACGACUCAGCUAGUCGUAACAGCAUUAGAGAGAAGAGGCCUGCUAGAAGCUAUUAGUCUAGGCAAUCGCGAGUAG
This is a messenger RNA of Bipolaris maydis ATCC 48331, 309 nucleotides long. The record is from RefSeq and is a predicted model, not a curated record. Lineage: Eukaryota; Fungi; Ascomycota; Dothideomycetes; Pleosporales; Pleosporaceae.